AUGUCUCUCUCACAGACAAAAGAAGUUACUAUUCAUAGUGUUUUUGCCAUCUACAACUAUCUCUUUACACAUCUCGAGAAAUGUACGGCACAGCUCAGCCGGAAAAGAGUUGGCUGGAAAAAGGUAAUGUUGGCUGCUCUGGACUCAGCAAAGGAGAAGCUUUCAGAAUAUUAUGCAAUAACUGAUCAUGUUGGUGCCCUACAAAAUAAGCUAGAAUUCUUUUCUACUUCUGAGUGGGAGCCAGAAUGGCGUGUCCGAUACCGCAAGAGCCUUGAGGAGUAUAUUGUGCCCUAUGAGAAACGCUAUUUAGAGACUUAG
Messenger RNA from Talaromyces stipitatus ATCC 10500, 318 nucleotides. RefSeq lists its product as uncharacterized. The record is from RefSeq and is a predicted model, not a curated record. The transcript has 2 exons. Lineage: Eukaryota; Fungi; Ascomycota; Eurotiomycetes; Eurotiales; Trichocomaceae. The coding region runs from base 1 to 318 and encodes 105 amino acids.